AUGGCGCAGGGUGGGUGUGGCGAGACACGCACAGAAGGUGGUCAGUAUUGCCGAGACGGCAGCUCCACACGCCAGGGUUUCCUAAAGGCCGGCGGCCUCGCUGCUGCCGGGGUGAUCGCCGCCAUGGGAGCUGUACCCGGGACGAUCGUGGAGGGCCGGGGGAGGGCUGUUGAAAUGGUGGAAGCAGCAGUAGGAGUGGACGAACCGGCGGUAUUGCUUCAGAAGGAGGUUUUGUCCUACGUGAGGGAGGCCUUGCCCGGGUGGAGAACUCUCCCUGACGGCGACAUACAGCUGAAACAGAUCACCGGAGGUAUCACGAAUGUGAUCUUCAAGGCUCGAAACACCGCCACCGGGGAGGGAGCCCUUGUGCGCGUCUACGGCAAAGAUACCGACUUGUUGCUGGAUCGGCGAAAGGAGGCCGCGGUGUUUUCGGAGCUGUCCACCCUCGGAUUCGGGCCUCGGAAGCUUGGAGAGUUCAAGGGUGGAAGGAUUGAGGAGCUGCUGGACGCUCGGGCGGCCACCCCGGAGGAGCUGCUGCAGACCUCCCCCUUUGACGUGCCUCAGGCCAUCGCGGUUCAGCUGGCGAGCCUCCACGGGCAACGAGUCCGUUCCAGCGCCGGCUCGCCCGACAGACCCGUCAUGUGGACGAGCAUCGACAAGUGGUUGAAAACCGCCACCCGCUUGGACUCCACGAAGAGUUUCCCGCUGGCCAAGAAGCUAGCGGCUGAGAUAGCAAACGGCGUCGUCUUCGCGCACAACGAUCUACUGUCGGGUAAGCGGCGGGGACAUACAACAGAUGGCGCUCAUGACUUCACCGGUGACGCGCUCAUCGCGCCGUUUACGCGUGCGCUGGAGUGGUUCUCGUCCACGCUCGGUAACGUUCUCGUUGGUCCCCGGGGUGCGAAGAAGAUCUCCACUCUCCGGCUGAUUGACUUCGAGUACUCCGACUACAAUCCUUGCGGGUACGACAUCGCCAACCACUUCUGCGAGUGCGCCGGCUUCGAUGCCGAUUUCCGGAGGCGUUAUCCUUCCGACAAGCAGCGGCAAGCAUUCCUUAGGGCCUACGUGGAGGCGGCAAGACCUGAGGCUCUUCAAAACGCGUUGUCUGCCGACAACGUCAUUAGUGAGCUCGCGAGGCUCGUCGACCGGUACACGUUAGCUAGCCACCUAACGUGGGCCCUGUGGGCAGUGAUCCAAGCAAACACUUCGGAGAUAGAGGGCUUCGAUUUCGCGGGCUACGCCACGAAGCGGCUGGACGGGUACGCCUUCCACAAGGAGGCGUUCUACGCGUGAUGUCCCUUUCUCUUCUGCGUCUCCGAGAGGGCGGUGCCCUCAGAAUCGUGGAAAAAAACAGCGCACGUUUUUGUGUCGCUUGUUUUGAUAUGUACCGCCCUUUGCGGUAGCCACUGGGCCGAAAACGCUCAAUCUGUUGGUGUUUCAUCGGUGUUGGCUUCAUGAAUUUGUGUAGAGCCCUAGAGAGACCGCCAACGGCCACGAAAC
Molecule: messenger RNA, 1500 nt
Organism: Ectocarpus siliculosus
Lineage: Eukaryota; Phaeophyceae; Ectocarpales; Ectocarpaceae
Source: the annotation of a GenBank genome assembly